Molecule: messenger RNA, 1872 nt
Organism: Trifolium pratense (red clover)
Lineage: Eukaryota; Viridiplantae; Streptophyta; Magnoliopsida; Fabales; Fabaceae
Product: protein IQ-DOMAIN 2-like
Exons: 5
Coding region: 469-1536 (355 amino acids)
Molecular function (GO): protein binding
Source: RefSeq, a predicted model, not a curated record
AAUGAAUUGAAUAAUUUAGCUAAGAGGAAAAUGAGACAGAGAAGUGACUAAGCAACCAACAACAAAACAGAGAAAGAGGUGAGAGAUCAUUGAUACGAAUCGCAACCAUUUACUUUUUUUUUUUUUGUGAAGCAAUCGCAACCAUUUACUAACUUACCACCGCUUUGAGUGGGGCCAACAUCAAUAUCCAUUGGACACCGUUAACAACAACCACAUUGCACAUGAUAAUUGGAUGGGCCCCAUAUUCCUCAUAACGAACCACCUCUCUCGUUGUUCUUUCUUUCUUUCUUUCUCUCUCUUGAUAUGAUUGAACAGAGAAUAGAAACCACUUUGUCCCUUCCCAAGAUCUAAUCGCAUUUCUUACUUUUCAACCGUAAUCUUCAACUUCUCUUCUUCUCUUUGCUUUCACUUCAGGCUGGCUGGCUGGCUCAAACCUGAGUGUGAAAGGAAUUAAUUAAUGCUAACAAAAUGAUGAACAAGAAGCCAAAUUGGUUUUCCAAUGUGAAGAAAGCUCUUAGCCCUGACACAAAGGAAAACAAAAACCAGGCAAGAAGAGCAUUGAGGGCUUUAAGGGGGCUGGACAGGUUGAGAUCGCUAAUGGAAGGGCUAGUUGUGAAACGUCAAGCCAUUAGUACCCUUCGCUCUAUGCAGACUUUAGGUCAUGUGCAAUCCCAGAUUCGUUCGAGGCGGCUCAGGAUACUAGAGGAGACUCAAGCUCUGCAAAAACAGCUCUUACAGAAGCACACAAAAGAGCUAGAGAUACAGAUUGGGGAGGAAUGGGAUGAAAGCAUACAAUCAAGAGAACAAAUUGAAGCCAAGUUACUAAGCAAGUACGAGGCUGCUAUGAGAAGAGAAAGAGCAAUGGCUUAUUCAUUCACUCAUCAGAAAAAUGGGAGGAAUUCAUCGAAAUCUAUAAAUCCUAUGUUCACGGAUCCAACCAAUCCUGCUUGGGGAUGGAGCUGGUUGGAACGUUGGAUGGCGGCCAACCAAAGCCUGAUGGAAAAAGAGAAAAAUUCAUCUGCAAAAAGUUCAAUCAGCGGGAUCACCAGUGCUGAAAUCAGCAAAUCAUUUGCUCGUUUCCAGCUCAAUUCUGAAAAGCAUUCUCCAACAGCCAGCCAAAAUCCGGGUUCGCCUAACUUCCAGUCCAUUCCAAAGCCUCCCAAGCCAACAGUCGGUAAGAAACUGAACAAGGCAAGCCCAAAGGAAAGCUUUAUUAUGGACAAUGAUACCAAAAGCAUGACGAGUGUGCAGUCAGAGAGAGUCCGGAGGAGGCACUCCAUUGCUGGAUCAACAGUGAAGGAUGAUGAAAGCCUUGCAAGCUCUCCAUCAGUUCCAAGUUACAUGGUGCCAACUAAAUCUGCAAAAGCUAAGUCUAGGUUGCAAAGUCCAUUAGCUGCAGAAAAUGGAACACCAGAGAAAGGGUCCUUUGGAAAUGCGAAGAAACGUCUCAAUUUCCUGGCUUCGCCUGCUAGAUCAAGGCGCCAUUCUGGUCCACCAAAAGUAGAAAGCAGCUUAAAUGCAGAAAUCACCGUUUGAAAUGGUGUGGCUGGUUGAUUAUAUAACCAGAAAUCACCUCAUUAUCAUUGAAAUUUCCAUUUUUUUAUUUAUCCAAAUUUAUGUGUAACUUAUCAUUUCUUCAAAGCUGUUGAUUUGGGGUGGGGGGGUGGGCAAAAACUGCUUCCUUAGUGUGUUUAUGUAUUUGUAUUUUCUGUAUUUAUUUGUUCACAAAUGUGGUCCAUGGUGGUAAUAUGACAGAAGAACAAGUCAGGUGUAAGAAAUCAUUUGGGAGCUUCCCAUUUCGGACUAUUAUCACUCUGUUUCCUUGAUUAUUGUGAAUUUGUGAUAUAAAAUGUAUAUUUGAUUUUUGUCUCA